Entrophospora sp. SA101 is the source of this 720-nucleotide messenger RNA. The record is from the annotation of a GenBank genome assembly. NCBI's taxonomy places the organism in Eukaryota, Fungi, Glomeromycota, Glomeromycetes, Entrophosporales, Entrophosporaceae.
AUGGAGGAAAGAACUAUCCGAUCAAAAAAAGAGCAAAAAAUGGAAAAAUUCAGAGAAAUCUUAAAAGAAAGUGAAAAAUUUAAAGAUUAUAGUAUGUUUAGAAACAUUUCAAAAAGAUUCUUAUGCGAUCAAACAAGACUUUGUUCAUUUGAUGCGCGUUCAGCAGCAAAUUCUUCGCAUGAUGUAGAAAUAAUUAAAUCAAUUCAUCAAAAAUUGCGUGAUUAUCAACAAGAAACCCAUAAAGAGAUAAGAUUUGUGUUAUUUAAUCUGUUGGACGAUGACGGUUUAUUAAGGCAUCUUAAAGAAAUUGAAAAGUUAUGCUUUUUGUACUUCCUAAUGAUUGACUAUGUUUUUGGAUAUAUUCAUUUAAGUAAAAAUGAUAAUAAAAACGUAGCAAUUGAAAUAAAAGAUAGUACCUCAAAUGACACUUUUAUAGAAAUUGAUAUAGAACUUGUCAUUAUUAGGUUAAUAAAUUUAUUUAAUGCUUUGGAAGAAGGAGAUUUCAAAGAACGAAAGAACGAUAGCAUCUUCUUUGGAUUAAUAAUGAUAUUAUAUUUGAAUGCAAGGAGAAAAAAUUUUAUGUUCUAUUUGGGUAUAGAACCUAAAUGUAGCCGAACACAUCCAGAUCCAUAUGGUACCUUUCAUAAGUCCAUAGAUGGUCAUUUUUCUCCUCAUAGUUAUCAAUCCGAGAUUGAUAAAUUACAGAUUCUUCAAUUUUGA